This is a messenger RNA of Colletotrichum siamense, 771 nucleotides long. RefSeq lists its product as uncharacterized. The record is from RefSeq and is a predicted model, not a curated record. The transcript has a single exon. NCBI's taxonomy places the organism in Eukaryota, Fungi, Ascomycota, Sordariomycetes, Glomerellales, Glomerellaceae. The coding region runs from base 1 to 771 and encodes 256 amino acids.
AUGUGCAUGCGCGUCUUCUCCCUCCAACGCUGCUUCCCCCCCUCCCAAGGCGGUUGCGACGGCUACUGGGCGCGCUACGAGCACCUCGACGAGUGCGGCGGCUACUCCCUCAACGGCCUGCCGCAGUUCAACUGCCGCGCCGUCUGGGGCGGCUUCGAGUCCGUCACCUCCUCCAAAGUAAACCGCGACGACUUCUACGCCCGCCGCCCCGCGAUCUGCCCGUCCUGCACCCACCGCCGCGACCUCGCCUACCUCACCGCGGAGGCCGAGCGCGAGAAGCGCGGCGAGUACUCCGACGCGAUGCAGAAGCACAUCCGCGACCUCGAAUACCAAGCGCAAUGCGCCCACGGCGCGCUGCUCGGCCGCUGCCACGCGAUGAUGUGGGAGGGCGUACACCACGUCAUCGCGGGCUUGGGCGUGAAGACGGACGUGGUGUGGAGCGCGAUCGAGCAGGCGAUCUACCGGCACCUCGGCCCCGAGGCGAUGGGGAACGCGGGCGUGCAGGCGUUUGUGAAGUGUCUGAUGGAGGCGAAGAAGGAGGUCGUGGACCAUGUGCGCGGGACGACGCGGGAGCUGGCGAUUGCGCUGGUGGGCGGGCAGGAUGAGACGGAUUAUGAUGCGGCGCAUGAGCAGCAUCUGAAGGAGGAUGCGGAGAAGCGCGCGGAGAGGGAACGGAGAGCGGUUGAGAUUGCGGAGAGCGCGGCGCGGGAGCGGGAGAUGCGGGAGGAGGAUGCUAGGGGUAGACGGCGCCAGCGCAGCACGUCGCGAUAG